AUGGCGAACAACGGACCCCAUGCCGCUGGCAUCUUCGCCGACAUGACGGUCGAUGGACCUGAGAUUGGGACGCUGGUCAUUGUGGUGGACCGGGCCAAGAAUCUGCCUAAUAGAAAGACGAUGGGCAAGCAGAACCCGUACGCGGCUGCGAGAUUAGGCAAGGAGGCUCGCAAGACCGAGACAGACAAGAGAGGCGGGCAGACGCCUAGAUGGUGAGUUGGAGAGCAAUAGGAGCAUUUGGGCACCGAAAUACUGACUAAUGGUGUUGUAGGGAUCAAGAGCUUCGAUUUACCGUACACGAUUCACCCGACUACUACAACCUCAAGGUCUCCGUGUUCAGCGAGGACAAGCGGACCGACCUCAUUGGCGAGGCUUGGGUCAGCCUGAUGGACGUCGUCGUGCCUGGAGGUGGGAAGAGCGAUUUGUGGCAGCAGCUCAACUGCAAGGGCAAAUAUGCGGGCGAGAUCAGAAUUGAGUUGACAUACUACGACACACGAGAGAAGCCGGACAAAGGAGAAACAGUCACGUCUGUUGCGGAUGAAUUGAAGCAGCAAUACGGGAGCAUCAAUGCCAAGGUGAAGAGGAGGCCAUUGCCGGUCAAUCCAAAUGCACCCGUCACGACACCUGUGGUUAUUCCUGAUCGUGCGCCGCCUGGGCGAGCAAAACAUGGCCCUAGGGACUUUUCGACACCCCCAAGAGCGAAUUCGUUGCCGCCCGAGGGUUCGAAGACAUACAACUAUCCACACUCGCAAGCGACAUUGUUUGGGCGGUCGCCCGUCAACGGACAUCACGAGCGAAGCACACCAACGGGAGCAUCGCCGGUGCAUCCGGAGCAUCCUCCGGCAGAUCAGUACUAUGGGGAGUACGAUCCGAAUCUGGGCCCUCAGCUGUACGAGGCUGAGCCCGCGCCCAUACCAGACUUCCUACCGCAACUGGGUCCAAAUCCGCGGCAGCGCAGUUCAAUGCAGCCUCAGGCUAGACCUCCGCCGCGUCAGCCCCUUCCGCAGCAGCUCAGGCCGCAAGUAAACACGGUGCUUGCGCAUUCGCAUUCGGCGCCAGCUGUGCCUGUAGCGCGUCCGGACGACACGGCAUAUGGUGGAAGUUCGCAGCUGCACACUGAUUACCCGGAGCCGAUCCCGGACUUGGACUAUCAGUACCAACAUGUCCGCCAGAGACGCAGCGAUGUUCCACCGGGCUGGGAAAGCGAAUAUGGUAGCCCAUAUGCUGAUCGACAGCCUUAUAUGGAGGAUGAGUUAGAUGGACCUCCGCCGCCGCCAGUCCACAGCAACAGCUCCCCUGCGGUGCCCCAACAAUACAGCUCGCCUCAUGGACGUCCGUACGCACCACCAGUACCGAGAUAUGGGACAACACCGCCCAUGAGAGAACAGUACAUACCGAACUCAUCGCCGUUGCAAAGCAUUGAGCGUGCUCGUGCACCUCACACACCACCUAGUCAGAGACACCCACCAAGAGGUAGGUCUAUUGAUGAGUAUGGUACUCCGCUCUACCAGGGAUCUUACGGCUCGACGCCAAAUCUGACGCCGGCGAGCCAAACACCGCCUCCGCACGGCACGACUUCUCCAUCGGGAAGACCAUACGCUGCUCGACACAGCGUUGCAGACAUGUACAGCUCCCCCUUGAGGCCCCAUCCGUUAUCGCAAGAAGUAUCUCGAGCGCGAAGUCCCAAUCCUUACGGCCAACCAACUGCCGGCUCAUCGCCUUACGAUCAGGAUCCGCAUCGACAAGGGGCGCCACCGAUCAUCAAGCCACGAGCUCUGUCUCCACAGCCGGCACCAGCACAUCCCUCAUCUGCCCCUCCAUCAUCAUCUCGGCCAAAGAGCUUGUACAGCAUACAGAAUCCUGUUCGUGCUUUCGAGUCUUGUGAUGAGAACCCACUUUCUACGUCGCGGCCGGUGGUGCAACAGAUGCCGCGCAAGUCGGUCUCGCCUCGACCGUUCGCCUCUGAUGGCGGCCGCUCUGCAGUAGUACCUUUCUCGCCCGACAGCUUCGGUGUUCACAAUCCUAACGUUCUAGAGGAGACGUCCCCGACGCGCACAGGACCGAUCGUAGGAUGGCAUGGCCAGGAGAUAGAUCCUUCGGACCAUCUUCCUGUUCAUUCUUGGGCGCCAGAGCCCGAGGCAAAGAAUCCCAACAAGACGUAUGGAACCGGACGAGAACGCGACUUUGGUCCUAGAAGCGCGCAAGGCAUUAAAAAUACCGCGGGUAGGGUGUCCAAGGAUACUCUGAUCAAUGUGCGUUCCAAACCCCAGCUGCCGCCGGAGCCCGAUCCGCAGCCGCAACCCUCGAAGAUCAGGGCGAAGCUCGUGAAGAGGGCUGGACUGGGAUCGAGUCCGAUCAUGGAGCCUCUCAGAGAUCACGCGAACUUCAAUCCGGUCCCGAAUCCUUAUGAGCAGCAGCAACAGCAAUAUACUCGCGGGUUCCGUGAUCCUAGCCCCGGUAGAGGUCCCGGAGGGCAGUACAAUGGUUACGCACCAUCUGUGCCGCCUAAAGUGCCGAUCCAGCAGCAGGAGUACGGACCAGAUGCUCUCUCGCGGGAGAUCUCCAGUAUUGAUAUUGGCACGAGCCGGCGACCUGCUCAACCCGCUUUUGUUCCGGUGAGGAGUCAUCGAGACAGGAAUACUUACUAUUAG
Lecanosticta acicola is the source of this 2651-nucleotide messenger RNA. The record is from the annotation of a GenBank genome assembly. Lineage: Eukaryota; Fungi; Ascomycota; Dothideomycetes; Mycosphaerellales; Mycosphaerellaceae.